This is a messenger RNA of Chaetura pelagica (chimney swift), 1505 nucleotides long. RefSeq names its product protein tyrosine phosphatase-like A domain containing 1 (gene HACD3). NCBI's taxonomy places the organism in Eukaryota, Metazoa, Chordata, Aves, Apodiformes, Apodidae. Gene Ontology annotation, biological process: fatty acid elongation; very long-chain fatty acid biosynthetic process; sphingolipid biosynthetic process. The record is from RefSeq and is a predicted model, not a curated record. The coding region runs from base 1 to 1062 and encodes 353 amino acids. Gene Ontology annotation, molecular function: 3-hydroxyacyl-CoA dehydratase activity. Gene Ontology annotation, cellular component: endoplasmic reticulum membrane. The transcript is spliced from 10 exons.
AUGUCCUUAACCCGACCUAUCUCUCACGCUCCCCUCCCAAGAAGAGAUAAAAACCGAAAAGCAGCAGGCUUUAACAAACAAACGAGAAACACCACCCAGCAAGCUCAGGGUCAUGGUGCCAAAGGGGACAACAUCUACGAGUUCCAGAUCGAGUUCCUAGAACCGGUUGAGCCCAAACCUGUGUGCAGGGUGACUCAAAGGCAGCUGAACAUCACUGUGCAGAAAAAAGAGAGUAACUGGUGGGAGAGACUCACCAAGCAAGAGAAGCGCCCGCUCUUCUUGGCUCCUGACUUCGACCGCUGGUUGGAUGAAUCUGAUGCUGAAACUGAGCUGAGGGAGAAGGAAGAAGAAAAGAUUAACAAAAUGAAAAUAGAAUCCAGAGUCCCAAAAGACCCUUUCAGACACCUGAAGAAAGGAUACUUAGUCAUGUAUAAUCUGGUACAGUUUUUGGGAUUCUCUUGGAUUUUUGUGAACAUGACAGUACGACUGUUCAUCUUAGGAAAAGAUUCCUUCUAUGAUACAUUUCACACUAUUGCUGACAUGAUGUAUUUCUGUCAGACCCUGGCAAUCAUGGAGAUUGUGAAUUCCCUCAUAGGACUAGUCAGAUCACCACUGGCACCUACUGUAAUGCAGGUAUUUGGAAGAAGCUUUAUUUUAUUUGUUAUCCUUGGCGGCCUAGAGGAAAUGCAGAGCAAACCUGUGGUGUUCUUUGUAUUUUAUUUCUGGAGUAUCAUCGAGCUCUUUAGGUAUCCAUAUUACAUGCUUUCAUGCAUUGGUAUUGAAUGGAAACCACUGACCUGGCUCCGUUACACUGCCUGGAUCCCUCUCUACCCCUUAGGAGGCUUAGCAGAAGCUGUCUCUAUCAUUCAGUCCAUUCCAAUCUUCAAUGAAACAGGGAAGUACAGUCUGGCAUUGCCAAACCCACUGAACGUCACAAUCCAGUUUUCAUUUUUGCUUCAAAUAUGCCUUAUAGCCUUGUUUUUAGGGGUAUUUCUAAACUACCGUCAUCUCUACAAGCAAAGGAAACAGCACCUUGGACCAAAGAAGAGAAAGAUGAAGUGAAGGACUGCAGUGCUUUCUUAUCAAACUUCUCUCAAUUACAAGAUAAGCCUCUAAUUCUUAUGGUUUUACUCCCUGUAAUGUAAAGAAUUUUGUAAAAUUAAAUGAUCUCAUUAGAUUUCGUGAUUUCAUAGUGAAUUCAGGUAACAUUCCCAUGGUCUGUAUUUUGUUCCCUCUUAAUCACCUGUGCAUGACAUUUACCAGUGAACAGUAACACUUAAACUUGUAUCCUGUCAACUACCAUAUUAGAAAGAAAUCCUAUUAUCUGCAUAUAAUAUGCUUAUGAACAGUGGAGCAGCACUAAAUAGAAAUAGUGUUUUAUCUUUUAAUUGGAGGUUUGCUCUUUCACUCUUGCAUGCAGAUAGGCCUUCUGAUGUUGGGAUAUCCUGUUAGCUGGCCCUGCUGUUCCUUGGGUCCAUCUUGGUGACAGGAGGAGCACAGUCUGA